Messenger RNA from Diaporthe batatas, 1590 nucleotides. RefSeq lists its product as uncharacterized. Bases 81 to 1436 code for a protein of 451 amino acids. The transcript is spliced from 3 exons. Gene Ontology annotation, molecular function: prenyltransferase activity. NCBI's taxonomy places the organism in Eukaryota, Fungi, Ascomycota, Sordariomycetes, Diaporthales, Diaporthaceae. Gene Ontology annotation, biological process: alkaloid metabolic process. The record is from RefSeq and is a predicted model, not a curated record.
CUGAUUGCGAACAUUCUCUUGAUUGCAACUCACAGCAAAAUACCGUCUUCUCUCGGAAGCCUUCGCUGUCUACGGGGAAGAUGGCUGAAACUAUUCUUGCUAAUAAGGACCGAGCUCAUGCCACACCGGUCUGGAAGGCUCUCGCGCAUGAAUGCCUACCCAGCCGCGGUCGCGAUUUGGACCACUGGUGGAAUAUUACAGGAUUCCAUCUGGCAAAUCUCAUUGAUAGGGCCGGCUAUUCAACCGAGAGGCAAUAUCAAGUUCUCUUGUUCCACUACCACAACAUCGUGCCAUACUUUGGGCAUGCGCCGGACUCGAAGGGCAAUGUGGCAUGGAAGUCAAUAAUGUCAACGGAUGGUUCGCCCAUCGAAUACUCCUGGAAGUGGAGCACAAAGCCUGAAGGCAAGCCCGAGAUCCGCUACUCUAUGGAAGCGAUCGGGGACCUCUCUGGCUCGGCCAUCGACCCGUUGAACCAGCAACGCGGUCGUGAGCUCAUGCAGCAUCUCGCGACUGUAGUGCCAACCGCCAAUUUCGAUUGGGCUCAUCAUUUCCUGGCGCAUCUCUUCGAUCAUGAUACGGCCAAGUACCACAAAGAGAAUGUAGAAGGAGGGAUGCCUCCCCGUGGAACCCUUGGUCACGGGGUUGAGUACGGCCAUUCGGGCAUCAGCAUCAAAACCUACUUCUCCUCGCGACGAUUGGGCUCUAGCGGCCACCCCACCUUGGAGCAAUGGGAUGAAGCAAUACGCCGACUGGACCCAAACAAUGCCAAUCGCGAUGCGUUGCUGGGGUUCCUUAAAGAAAACCCGGAAGGAAAGCUCCUCACCCCAUUCACACUGGCUCCAGAUGGAGCCGCAGCAGAUAAGGCGCGCCUGAAGCUGUACUUCACAUCACCAAACACCAGUUUCACAUCUUUGCGUGAGAUACUUACGAUGGGUGGCUCCAUAAAGGUCUCUGAGGAGUCUUUGCAAGACCUCAGAUCGCUCAUUACGACUGUCCUCUCACUCCCAGAUGACUACGCCGAAGAUGAAGCCAUCCCCAGCAAGCCUUGGACACCCCCGGCCAAGGAGAUCUUCAACGACCAGCCAGCUCUCUUGGGUGGCUACUGCUACUACUUUGAUAUCCCCCCAGGCCUCUCAAAGACACCAGAUAUCAGAUUCUACUUGCCAGUCCGCCAGUACGGUCCGGACGAUGGCAGCAUUGCUAAUAGCGUUGCGAAGUGGAUGAAGGCGCACGGCCGCGGUGCCUAUGCCAGCAACUUCCUUCAGAUGAUGGAAGGCUUCGCUGAGCAUCGCAAGCUUGAUGAGGGCAAGGGUUUGCAGACUUAUAUUGGAUGUAUUAUUACGAAGAACGGAGAUCUGGAUGUUACAUCUUAUUUUGGGCCGGAGAUGUACCACCCUGCCCGCUUCGCAAGCACUAACGGCAUCAAUGGGCACUAGGUCUAUCUUUCUCUACGUGUUCCCAUUUCAUACUUCCAUUAAUUUGGAUGCAAGCUAGAAAAUCUACCAGAAGCUGUCACGUUCAUCAGCUCCGGAAAUCUACGUCAAGCGUGCUGUUCGCAAGACCUCAUGUGAAUAGAAGCCCCUUCAGAUC